Messenger RNA from Paramisgurnus dabryanus, 1746 nucleotides. It is a transcript of the gene dnaaf10, whose product is annotated as dynein axonemal assembly factor 10. Gene Ontology annotation, molecular function: protein binding. NCBI's taxonomy places the organism in Eukaryota, Metazoa, Chordata, Actinopteri, Cypriniformes, Cobitidae. The record is from RefSeq and is a predicted model, not a curated record.
GUCCUGAACGAGCACGGGUCGGGGAAAAGGGAGCAAGCUGUGAGGAGAUAGAUGCCUAAACACCACUAAAGUCGCUUAAUUUUUCGUUAUAUUUCUUAUAAGCUGAAUCCAAAACAUGUCAGCAGGCUUGGAGAAACCGCAGAUAAUAGCGCACAUUCAGAAAAGUUUGAAUUACACUGUUUUUGAGAGCAAAUGGAUUCCCUGCAGCGCAAAGUUUGUUUGUAUGGGAAACCUGGCGAGAGGAACGGGAGUAAUGCAGAUCUAUGAGAUUCAACACGGGGAACUGCAGCUGAUCAAAGAGAUAGAAAAAGCCAAGCCUAUCAAAUGUGGAACAUUUGGAGCGACAUCUCUUCAGCAGAGGCAUCUGGCCACGGGAGACUUUGAUGGCAGUCUUAAUGUUUGGAAUCUCGAAGUCCCUGAGUGUCCUGUAUACUCCGUAAAGGCACACAAGGAGAUCAUAAACAGCAUUGAUGGAGUAGGAGGGCUGGGCAUUGGUGACGGGGCACCUGAAAUUGUUACUGGAAGUCGAGACGGUACAGUUAAAGUGUGGGACCCCCGACAAAAAGACACACCUGUGGCAAACAUGGAGCCAUUGGAAGGAGAAACAAAGAGAGAUUGUUGGACAGUUGCAUUUGGUCAUGCUUUCAAUGACCAGGACCGUUGUGUCUGUGCUGGAUAUGACAACGGUGACAUCAAACUAUUUGAUCUAAGAAACAUGUCUCUACGAUGGGAGACGAAUAUCAAAAAUGGUGUAUGCAGUGUUGAAUUUGACCGAAAAGACAUCAACAUGAACAAACUAACGGCAACAUCAUUAGAGGGAAGAUUUCAUGUAUUUGACAUGAGAACUCAACACCCAACCAAAGGUUUUGCUUCAGUAUCUGAAAAGGCUCAUAAAUCUACAGUAUGGCAAGUGAGGCAUUUGCCUCAGAAUCGUGACAUUUUCAUGACAGCUGGUGGAGCGGGUAAUCUACAUUUAUGGAAAUAUGAAUAUCCAGCUCAAAGGAGUAAAAAGGGUGCAGAUGAUGUAGAAAUGGGUGUAGCUGGGACCGUGAAUCUCCUGCAGAAUGUCACUGUAUCUACACAACCCAUUUCUAGUCUUGACUGGAGUCCUGAUAAACAGGGUCUUUGUGUUUGCUCUUCAUUUGACCAGUCUGUGCGAGUCCUCAUUGUGACCAAGCUCAACAGAGUCUGAGUUUACAUUAGACUCUGAACUUUGUUUUAUUAUUCCCAAACAAAUUGGAAUCUUUGACUAGAUACAUACCACAUGUAUUGUGCUAUUAUUUUUCAGUUUUGUGUUAAAAUUUUAUAUAUGAAUUGCUUGUUGAUAUACAUACAUUAAAUGAGUUACCAUAUCCUAAACCCUAUUUGAUUAAGAUAUAAGUUUAUUAACACAGAUGUUUGUGUAUAUGUAGUCAUGGGAGGCAGUAUCUUAAACAUUUUGCAGCGUUCUAGAGUAGAGGCGAAUGGGGCAUCUAACACUUUUUGGCUUUGGCUCUAUCAUUCAAAAAUAUUGAUAUUAGAUUAAUCAUUUUUUCACAAUCAACACACACAUCUCUUCUACAAAUGAACAAAGUUAAAGUUUUGUUUGUGGGACCUACCGUUAUCGUACAAUUACACCAAAAGUGACACGAGCGCAAACGUUAGGUGGGGUUAAUUUUAACAAACAGAGGGUUUGUUGUAAAACCUGCUAGAAGUUUUGGUUUAAACACAAAUAAAUAAAUAAAAUGUGUCUAUAUACUAAAGGUG